Molecule: messenger RNA, 3971 nt
Organism: Castor canadensis (American beaver)
Lineage: Eukaryota; Metazoa; Chordata; Mammalia; Rodentia; Castoridae
Source: RefSeq, a predicted model, not a curated record
UGUAUAGCAGAAGAAAGGGAAGACUUUUUGCUGUUGUUUCCUACCCUGGGGUCUCCACCCUCCUGCUACCUUCUCUGCGUUUUGAUGAUCAUUUUUGCCGAGUGUGGUGAGGGUGUCUUCGCUGGGGCCACUCUUAUUUUUUGCCCUGGGCUCAAGGGCUGGAUUGUGGAAACUGCACCCGGCUGCAGGUUGUUGAACAACUGAUGGGACAAUCUCAGGGACCGGCGGUUACGAAAGAAAUGUUUAAUUCAAUAAAUCAGAAGAGAAAACCAUGGAUUUUUAGCAAUUGAGGAGCAAAUUAAGAUAAAGAUUUAUUUGUGAAACAAACAGUGGACUAUAUGCAAAUGUGACUGUUUUUGGUGAGAAGUAUGAUCAUAAUUAUAGUGUGCUGCAGUGUGAAGAGCUUGAUUUACAACACUCGGUUUCAGAUUUGGAAUAUUGGUGUUUGUUUUUGAAGAAUUUUUCUUUCUCAUUUUGAGAUUUUUUGUUUUUAAUCAUUGAUCCUGGAGUACAGAAGAGAAUCCAGAAAUACACUUAUUUUGAGGAACUCACACCCAAGUACUCACUCAGCCAUGCAGCCAUCACAGCUUCUGAUCUUCACGAUGCUCUUAGCCCCAGUAGUUCAUGGUGGCAAGCACAAUGAGAGACAUCCGGCCCUUGCUGCUUCCUUGCGACACGCCGAGCGCAGCCCAGGAGGCGCUCUACCUCCCAGACAUCUCCUUCAGCAGCCAGCUGCAGAGCGCGCCACUGCCCAUCGCGGACCAGGGCCCCGUGGAGCUGCCAGAGGAGUUCGUGGUCCAGCGGCCUCAGGAGCACAGAUUGCAGCGCAAGCGUUCAGCCGCGCCCCCAUCCCGAUGGCCGUGGUCCGCAGAGAGCUGUCCUGUGAGAGCUACCCCAUAGAGCUGCGCUGUCCAGGGACCGACGUCAUCAUGAUCGAAAGUGCCAACUACGGCAGGACUGACGACAAAAUCUGUGAUUCUGACCCUGCUCAGAUGGAGAACAUCCGAUGUUAUCUGCCAGAUGCCUACAAGAUUAUGUCUCAAAGAUGCAAUAACAGAACCCAGUGUGCAGUGGUGGCAGGUCCUGAUGUUUUUCCAGACCCGUGUCCAGGAACCUACAAAUACCUUGAAGUGCAGUAUGAAUGUGUCCCUUACAAAGUGGAACAAAAAGUUUUUCUUUGUCCUGGACUACUAAAAGGAGUGUAUCAGAGUGAACAUUUGUUUGAAUCUGACCACCAAUCUGGGGCAUGGUGUAAAGACCCUCUGCAGGCUUCAGACAAGAUUUAUUAUAUGCCCUGGACCCCCUACAGAACUGACACGCUGACUGAGUAUUCAUCCAAAGAUGACUUCAUUGCUGGAAGGCCGACUACUACCUACAAGCUCCCUCACAGGGUGGAUGGUACUGGAUUUGUAGUGUAUGAUGGAGCUUUGUUCUUCAACAAAGAACGGACCAGGAACAUAGUAAAGUUUGAUUUGCGGACUAGGAUAAAGAGUGGAGAGGCUAUCAUAGCAAAUGCCAACUACCAUGAUACCUCCCCUUACCGGUGGGGAGGCAAAUCUGACAUUGACCUGGCAGUGGAUGAAAAUGGGCUAUGGGUAAUCUAUGCAACGGAACAAAACAAUGGUAAAAUUGUCAUUAGUCAAUUGAACCCUUACACCCUCCGGAUUGAAGGGACGUGGGAUACUGCAUAUGAUAAAAGGUCAGCUUCCAAUGCAUUUAUGAUCUGUGGGAUUCUGUAUGUGGUCAAAUCUGUAUAUGAGGAUGAUGACAAUGAGGCCACUGGGAACAAGAUUGACUAUAUUUACAACACCGACCAAAGCAAGGAUAGCUUGGUGGAUGUUCCCUUUCCCAAUUCUUAUCAAUACAUAGCAGCUGUGGAUUACAACCCCAGAGACAACCUACUUUAUGUAUGGAAUAACUAUCAUGUUGUGAAAUAUUCUUUGGAUUUUGGACCUCUGGACAGUAGAUCAGGGCAGGCACAUCAUGGGCAGGUUUCCUACAUCUCUCCACCAAUUCACCUUGAUUCUGAGCUAGAAAGACCCCCUGUUAGAGGAAUCUCUACCACAGGCCCUCUCGGCAUGGGAAGCACAACCACCAGUACUACUCUUCGGACCACAACUUGGAGCGCCGGACGGAGCACCACCCCCUCAGUGCCAGGAAGAAGAAACCGGAGUACAAGUACACCUUCUCCAGCUGCGGAGGUGCUUGACGACUUCACCACACACCUGCCGUCCGCAUCCUCCCAAAUCCCAGCUAUGGAAGAGAGUUGUGAGGCUGUGGAAGCCCGAGAGAUCAUGUGGUUUAAGACCCGUCAAGGACAAACAGCAAAGCAGCCAUGCCCAGCAGGAACUAUAGGUGUGUCCACUUACCUAUGCCUUGCUCCUGAUGGAAUCUGGGAUCCCCAAGGACCAGAUCUCAGCAACUGUUCUUCUCCCUGGGUCAAUCACAUAACACAGAAGUUGAAAUCUGGAGAAACAGCUGCCAACAUUGCUAGAGAGCUGGCUGAACAGACCAGAAAUCAUUUGAAUGCUGGGGACAUCACCUAUUCCGUCCGUGCCAUGGACCAGCUGGUUGGCCUCUUGGAUGUACAACUGAGGAACUUGACACCCGGUGGAAAAGAUAGUGCUGCACGGAGUUUAAACAAGCUUCAGAAAAGAGAGCGCUCUUGCAGAGCCUAUGUCCAGGCAAUGGUGGAGACAGUUAACAACCUCCUUCAGCCACAAGCUUUGAAUGCUUGGAAAGACCUGACUACAAGUGAUCAACUUCGUGCAGCCACCAUGUUGCUCGACACCGUGGAAGAGAGUGCUUUUGUGCUGGCCGAUAACCUUUUGAAGACUGACAUUGUCAGGGAGAACACAGACAAUAUUCAACUAGAAGUUGCAAGGCUCAGCACAGAAGGAAACUUAGAAGACCUGAAAUUUCCAGAAAAUAUGGGCCAUGGAAGCACUAUCCAGCUUUCUGCAAAUACUUUGAAGCAAAAUGGCAGAAAUGGAGAAAUAAGAGUAGCCUUUGUCUUAUAUAACAACCUGGGUCCUUAUUUGUCCACGGAGAACGCCAGUAUGAAGUUGGGAACAGAAGCAAUGUCCACAAAUCAUUCUGUUAUCGUCAAUUCCCCUGUUAUUACGGCAGCAAUAAACAAAGAGUUCAGUAAUAAGGUUUAUUUGGCUGAUCCUGUGGUGUUUACUGUUAAACAUAUCAAGCAGUCCGAGGAAAAUUUCAACCCUAACUGUUCAUUUUGGAGCUAUUCCAAGCGCACAAUGACAGGUUAUUGGUCAACACAAGGCUGUCGGCUCCUGACAACAAAUAAGACACAUACUACCUGCUCUUGUAACCACCUAACCAAUUUUGCAGUACUGAUGGCACAUGUAGAAGUUAAGCAUGGUGAUGCGGUCCAUGACCUCCUUCUGGAUGUGAUCACAUGGGUUGGAAUUUUGCUGUCCCUUGUUUGUCUCCUGAUUUGCAUCUUCACAUUUUGCUUUUUCCGCGGGCUCCAGAGUGACCGUAACACCAUCCAUAAAAACCUCUGCAUCAGCCUCUUUGUAGCAGAGCUGCUGUUCCUGAUUGGAAUCAAUCGGACUGACCAACCAAUUGCCUGUGCUGUUUUUGCUGCUCUCUUACAUUUCUUCUUCUUGGCUGCCUUCACGUGGAUGUUUCUGGAGGGAGUCCAGCUCUAUAUCAUGCUGGUGGAGGUUUUUGAGAGUGAACAUUCACGUAGGAAGUACUUUUAUCUGGUCGGCUAUGGGAUGCCUGCACUCAUUGUGGCUGUGUCAGCUGCAGUGGACUACAGGAGUUACGGAACAGAUAAAGUAUGUUGGCUCCGACUUGACACCUACUUCAUUUGGAGUUUUAUAGGGCCAGCGACCUUGAUAAUUAUGCUUAAUGUUAUCUUCCUUGGGAUUGCUUUAUAUAAAAUGUUUCAUCAUACUGCCAUACUGAAACCUGAAUCGGGCUGUCUUGAUAAUAUCAAGUAA